GACAUCUUGAGGGUGGAAGUUGCAUAUUAAAAUCAUUUAAGAAAUUCAUUUCUGCAUAUAAAGCUUAGUCAAUACAGUUCUAAGUAGUUCCCUGAUGGUCCCCUUAUCUAAAAAUGUUUAUUAAACAAUAUCUACCAAUAUUAAUUAUAUAAAUGUAAAAUUGGUUAUCUUGUGGAUAUAUUUGUAUAUAUAUAUAUUCUUUAAGUGAACUAGAAGGACUAGUUCACUAAAUGAAGAACAAUCAAGCUAUUGUUUAAGAAAGGACUUUACAAAAAAAUUAUAAUCUUGUCAAAAUGCAAGAAUCUGGUGUUACAGUAUCAAAUACAGCUGAGGAUGUUGGCACAGAUACAUGGUGUGAAGAAUGUGGAGUUAGCAAUAUUGGAGAGUGUUUGAUACAUGGAGGAAAAAUGAUAAGGGCUCAUGACACAGCUCCACCACCAAAAGCUUAUUUGUCUCUUCCUAAAAUUCUUGCUAUUAAAAGAGCAAAAAGUUUUGACAUUUGCUCUUUAGAAGCCAGGAAAGGAGUGUUUGCUAAAAAGACUAUAAAAAUAAGGACACUAUUUGGACCUUUGGAAGCAGUUGUUACACAGACGAAACCUCGUUUGUCAUAUGGUGCACUUGAAUUUGAGAUUCACAGACAGACUGGAGAAAGGCUAUAUUUAGAUACAUCUGAUAAAUAUAAGUGUAACUGGAUGAUAUUUGUCCGGCCAGCUAGCAAGUUUUCCCAGCAAAACUUGGCUGCAUUUGAAAACAAUGGGCAGAUAUUUUUUGUGACUUGCAAGAAUAUUCCUGCUGGGACAGAAUUGAGAGUAUGGUACUCAGCUGCUUAUGCUAAGUCUAUGGGCAAAAGUUGCUUAAUGCCUGAUUUGUUGGACAUAGUUAACGUAGAGAAAAAAGGACAAGACGAGAGUCAAAGUUUAAAAGUUGUGCCUCAGAAGAUUGAGGAUAAAGUUUGUGUUGAGCAGGCUCAUUUGAUCUCAGAGGUUAAGGAUGAAAAGCUUGAACUGAAUUCACAAUUAUUGAGUCAAAGUUUAAAAGUUGUGCCUCGGAAGAUUGAGGAUAAAGUUUGUGUUGAGCAGGCUCAUUUGAUCUCAGAGGUUAAGGAUGAAAAGCUUGAACUGAAUUCACAAUUAUUGAGUGACACUUUUGAAAAUGUACAACUUGCUGACAACUCUGAUCCUUCACUUCUGAUAAAAAAGGAUAACAAUGUGUUUAGCUGUUUUUUAUGCUCAGCAUCCUUUGCCCGGAUUCGACAACUAGAGUCACAUGUAUGCACUGUGUUUCGAGAUAAAAUUGAAACACAAGAAAGUAACCCAAGAAGAAGAAAAGGGAAGCCCAAGAAGAUCUCAGACAGUAGUCAAGAGUUAGGUUUUGUUAUGCCAAACCUUCUUGGUCCUUAUGAACUAAACAAUAACAGUAGUGAGGAUGUCAUUCUGCAGAAUGAUAUGAACGAAGAUCUUCAGUUGACAGACCAUCUCCUUCUACCUGAAACAUUGGCUGACACAUUGGAAGACACAUCCAGACCAGAUUCCAACCAAGAAAAAACUCGGGUAUCAGAGGACGUAAAACCAAAGGUGCUAGAGAGUGUCAAACCAAAGGGCCGUAGAGGAAGGCCUAGAAAAUUCCCAGUAAAAGACAAAUCCUCUGCUAAAUCAAAUAUACAGCCCCGUAGUCAGAAAAAGUUCUCAUGCAGUUCGUGUGAUGCCACCUUUGUAAGUAAGGAACAAUGGCUCCAGCACAAGGACUGUGCACCUACUGUGAUUGUCUGCAAGUAUGAGAACUGCUCCAAAGUGUUUGCUACCAAGUAUAAGUAUCACAGACAUAAGAUCAUUCAUGAAAAGCCCAAUAACUUUCAGUGCCAUUUCUGUCAGACUAAGUUUAACCGGCUGGAUCACUUGAAAAAUCACCUCUUGGUUCACGACAUGAACCGGAGCACUUUCGCAUGCGACAUCUGUGGCAAAAGUUAUCUCUAUAAGUCUACAUUAAUAUUUCACAAAGCCAAGCACGAAGCAGUGGAAGGGAAUUCUUUGUCUUGUCUUGUCUGUAAAAAAGUUUUCCCAUCAAAAGAGGAACUUAAGAAGCACAUAAAUGUGCACAAUCGGUACAAGCGUGAAGAGAAGCCUCGUAAAAUGAGUUGUCCGGAUUGUGGGAAACAGUUCUUGACUCAGAAAGAUAUCCGAAGGCAUCGAGUCACUCAUUCUAAAGAAAGACCUUUCCUGUGUGAACAUUGUCCUCAUACAUUCCUUCGUAAAGAUCAUCUUCGUAGACACUAUUCCAGCAGUCAUAAAAAAGAGCUUUAUGAACAACAAUUGAAAUCCAACCCAUUUGGCUGCAGCAUCUGCCUGGAAGCGUUUAAUAAACAAGAGUUUCUAGCCUACCACAUCAAGACUGUUCAUCCCAAUGGGGUGGACAAAGUGGAUCCAAAACAAACUAAAGAGAAAGUUGUUAAAACUUUGUCCAAAUCAGCAGCUGUUAAAGUGGUGAGCAUUCCUAGUCCUCAGGAAAGUAUAUCUAAAACAGAUAAGGGCUCUACUGCUAUGCAGAAGCUUUUACUUAAGCGACAAGUUCUAAGCAAGCAGCCUCUUUUACAAAGUCAACCCAACAGUCUUCCUGGACAAUCAUUGCUUCCUCCUCAACUCCAACCUUCACCUCAUUCAUCUCAAGCUAGUGAGGCUCAGUCAUGUGAACCUUACCCAGUUAGUUUAAUCAAAAUUCACCCUAGUGAGCCUGUCAUUGCGGGUACCCAGCCAGUUUUUUUCCCUUCUCUGCAAACUGCCAACACUCAGGCUACUGUGUUAGAUGCCAUAGGAGUUGACUUGCUGGCGCAGACAAGCAAGGCUCCUGCACCAUUCCGUGUUCACAACCAGGUGCUGAGUCAGGUUCAGCUCCAGGCUCCCACUCGUUCACACAUUCAGCUAGAAAAUCAGCAGCUGCAACAACAGCAACAGGAGGACCAAUUGCAGCAUGUUCACCAGGUGCAGCAGCCCCGUCAGCAGCAUCACCUUCAGCAGCAACAACAGUACACCACCUCCAACAACUGCAACGCUGUCCAGCAACUGCAAAUCCAACAACUCCUUUUGCCUCAACACUUCUCGGUUCAGCAGCAGCCUCAACAGCAGACAAUACAAUCUGUUGGGCAUGUUAUCCAGGGCAUCAAAUUGGCUGAUUUCCAAAACAUAUUAUUAGCUCUUGAUGGUCAGAAUUUGGUAAGCCUUCAGGGUCUGAACAUCAGCAAACCAGUACAGCACAUGGUUGUCAAAGAUACUACCCUUGGUUGCAAACAGUUACUGCAGAUUCCUGUGCAAGAACCUGCCCCGAAAUCAGAGAGCAGCUUUUUCAUCAAUUGUAAUGGACAGAUUUUCCAAGCCACAGUGGAUAAUCCUACUAUUGCUCAACUUUUAAAUAACUCAUCAAGCAAAUUAGAUUUAAAACAGAUCCAGGUGGUGGAAGAUGACUUCAGUCGGAUAGUUGGCCAGUCAAAUAGUAACUGUAUGAAAAGUACAGGUGUUAUUAAGUCCCCUUCUCAAAAUGUACACAGUCAAAGUGAUUCCUUGAUGGGUCAGCAACAACUUCAGGAUGACUUCAGUGAAGCAUUCAGCUCACAGGUACAAGCUCAACUUUUACCGCAGCAACCACAGGGUCAUGUCCAGCAGAACCAGAUUAUGGAUAAAUCUAGCAACCAGGACUUGUCAAGUUUUUCUGUUCCCUGGGCAGACAACUUUGACUUCAAGCCAGUGGGUGAAAUGUCUAUCCCAGCUGAUGUCACAUCUUCCACUCUAGAUAACUUAAACUUGUCUCAAGGCAGUUGCUGGAUACUGCAGCAGCAGCCGCAGUCAUUAGAUCAGCAACCAAUUCUGCAAGUUCAAAAUCAGCAAAGCUCACCUCUGUUUACUCUCUCCACUGCCUGCACUAUUGCAGACUCAUAAUAAAUUACUAUAAGGGAAGUAUUCACAUUUAAUUACAGAAUGGUCAAGUGGAAAAUUAGACUGCACACAUUUUUUAUGCUUGAUUAGCCUUAACCAACCAAGCUUUUAUGUAUAGUAUCAAUUCUCUGAAAUAAGUACAUAUUUGUAAUAUUUGAUUGAUUAUGUUAUGAAAAGCUAUUCAGGGAAAAAACUGUCCUAAGUUGCAAAACAACUGUAAUAAAUGGACAAAGUUUAAUAGUUUACAUGUACAACUUGUUAACAUCUAAACUAGGAAUAUUUUGGUAUUAUGUUUUCAUUAAGUUCCUUUCAUUCAAGAUUCACAAUGACCUGUUAAUUAGAUGACCCCUUAAUUAGUCUAAUCAGUUAUAGUAUUCAUGAAUUAUUUAUUACAAUGUUGUGUCCAUGAACUUUGUUUCUGCCAAGCUUUUCAAGAUUUUGUUUGUUUGUUCCUAGAAUAUCAUGAGACAAAAAUUUAAUGACAAUGAAAAAUUGUUUUAGCAUUGAACAUUGCACUUGUCUUUCAACUGUCCAUAGAAUUGAUGUUUGUUGUUUUGAUGCUCAUUACUCUAUGAUAGGUGCUGAUUAUAUAUAUACCAUUAGACUUUUUUAGGUGCUGAAAAACGUAUAUACCAAUUUACUUUUUUUUCGAUAUUAUGAAUAAUAUAUUACAUUUUUAUUAUUAGUUUAUCCCUUGAGUUCUGAAUGAAUUGUAUUUAAUAUUUUUCCCUGAGACAGAUGUGAAGGAAAUUGAUUAGAAAACAAAAUGAAGAAACAAAAAAAAAUGUUCAUUUUGUUGGAAAGAUCAAGAAGUGAAUUUUUAAAAUAGAAACUUUAUCACACAGAAACAACUUAUAAGCCUUUUUUAAUUUGUAAAAGUUUCUUCUUUAUUUUUGAAUUCAUUUUUUAACUAUUUUUUUAAAUGUAUGUUUAAUCAGCUUCAAAGUCUUUGUUUAUAUCUGAAAGCAUGCUUACAAUGACUUGAUUUGAUUUCAACCUUCUGGAUAAAAGAAAUAAUAGUCAUAAUACCCUAGAGAAAAUGUGUGUUCAGUUUCAUUUCACAGUGCCUUAAGAGCAUGGAAUGGAUAGCCUGAAUUAGCCAGGUAAACCAAUGACUUGUAGAGAUUGAGUCUCUAAAGAUAUUGUAAAGCUACACAUACAUAACUAUGUAACAGUUGUUGAAAUCUUUUUUAGACGGAACUAUUGUAAUAUAUAAGAUAGCAAUGACUUUGUCAUCUUACCAUAACACACAAAUAUAAAACAUGAUGCUUUUGACCUAACUCUUAUGUUUAAAGAUGUGUUUGCAUAAUAUUUAUUUAAAAACAAAAAUUAUAUUGCAAAAUAAUUUUGUUCAAUGGAAUAACUCAUAAUAGAAAAACAUUAUUACUAGCUUGUCUCCCUUUGCACAUCAUUUUUGUUUAAAUUGUUUUUUUUUAAGCUGUAUUUAGUUUCAAAGCAAUAGCCAUGAAAUUUAGCUGGAUCAGAAUGAAAUAUAAACAUCUGUGAUAUUAAAUAUUUCAUUAAAUAGAAAAUAAUUUCAUAUUUUUUAAAUGUUAUCAAAAACAUUCUUCAGAAUAAAAUUAAAUAAUUCUAUUAUUCUGCAUGAUAGUUACGAUAGUCCAUGCAGAACUAAUAUAUCGGCUGAAAAUUUCACAUACAGUUACUUUUGAAUAAACAAUCAAUUCCUUUUUUCUUUUUUUGGGCAGCUUUGCCUAUUUUCAUUUGUUUAUGUUUUGGCAAUAGUUUUGUUGAAAAACUGAAAAAUCAUAUAUAUAGUAAGUAAUAACUUACAUAUUUGAAUUAUCAAAAUGUUUUAUGUUUAGGUUGAGAUUUCUUCAUUGUAAAGCAAAUAAAAACUAAAAUCUUAUAUUUUAAAAAAAAUUACAGUGUUUUAAAUUAAUUUUCAAUUCUAUACAGAUCCUGGGGGGUCACCUUUCUAAUUGGAAUAUUUUCUCUAUAAAUAAAAUGGUGGUUUCAAAUAAAAAAUAAUGUUAUGUUAAGUUUUAUUAAAUUACUGAAUUAAAAAGUGACCUUUCAACUUUGGCUAUUGGGAUGAAGUUAGUAAUGUUUAAAGUGAAGGUCUGAUAACUUAACUGGACAGUGACUUUACACAUUUUUGUUGAAUUUUUAUUUAUUAUUUAUAAUGUAAUGUAUUUCUUACCAAGUCUUUUGAAUAAAUUUUAUACAAUGAUUCUAUUUUGUAUUUCUAAGAUUUGCCUGUAAAAAAUAUUAUUGCACAAUAAAAAUAUUUAAACAAAUUUUUUA
Molecule: messenger RNA, 6188 nt
Organism: Biomphalaria glabrata
Lineage: Eukaryota; Metazoa; Mollusca; Gastropoda; Planorbidae
Product: PR domain zinc finger protein 10-like
Exons: 10
Coding region: 294-3926 (1210 amino acids)
Biological process (GO): cell fate commitment; regulation of transcription by RNA polymerase II
Cellular component (GO): cytoplasm; nucleus
Molecular function (GO): histone deacetylase binding; DNA-binding transcription factor activity; RNA polymerase II cis-regulatory region sequence-specific DNA binding
Source: RefSeq, a predicted model, not a curated record